This is a messenger RNA of Moneuplotes crassus, 1465 nucleotides long. The record is from the annotation of a GenBank genome assembly. NCBI's taxonomy places the organism in Eukaryota, Ciliophora, Spirotrichea, Euplotida, Euplotidae.
UAUAAAUUGAUAAAAUGGUUAUGAACUCAAGUUUGAUUCCUCUAGCGGUUGUGGUAAUAAUCCUGAAUGCUUUCUGUCUGAUAGCUAUUGGAAUCCUGGCACGAAACUACUGGAAGAUCAAGAUCAGAGAGUUCUACUUUUAGAGCAAUCAUUCUAUUCUUGGUAAUAGCCUAUUUAGUGAGGAUUUCAGCCAUGAUUUAUGUGUUUUUCGGACCUGAAAAGACUUGAGAGUAUAACAGUCAAAGUGAUAAAGAAGUACCACUAGGACGAAACUGGCUAAUUUAUGGACCUAUAGUUCUUCAUACUUUCUCUAUCUUUACUUAUUCAUGAAGAUGGACUAGCUUCUGAAUUAUGACAACAGCCCAGAUUAGUAUCAGGGAGAAAAGAAUCAAAACUCAGCAAUGUCUUGUGAAAGUUGCUUAUAUAUCUGUUAUUAGUCUAUGCUUCAUUAUAUACGUGGUUUAUCCAUUCACUAUUGAAAGUAAGCUUAAUAUCCUGCCAGGCUUUAUGAUAGCACUUAACUUCAUUUGACCUUUACUACUACUUUUUGUUGCUAAUUAUUUCCUAUGCAUUCUUAAAAAUAAUGAAAGGUCCUUGUAUAAGCAAAAAGCCACUCCGAUUAGAAUCUACACCUCAUUAAUUGCCUUCUGGCUCUUGGUAAGAUGAGCAGGGCUAGCUCUCGACUUUUAUGUUCAAAUGAUGGGUCUAGAUCAUAAAGAUCCUUCAUAUACCCUUAUAAAUGUUAAUGAUUAUGUAUGGCUUACAUGCUACUUCACUGAACUAUUCCCUCCAAUCUCAAUCAUGAUCGUUCUUUGGAAAUCCUUUAAAGAAAUGCAAAUAAUCCUUGCGAAGAAAGAAAAUAAAAUCCAGAUUAAAACUGAAAGUAGUGGUUCUCUAGUAAAGCGAGAUAAUGCUGAGGAAACUGCCUUACUUCAAAAGCAAUUGCUCAAGACAAAGCCAACUUCAGAUUUUAUUGAUGAAGAAGAGAAAGGAAGUAUUAAGCACUCGAGUUUCUUGUCCUAUAGCUUAUUUGGAGAUGAAGAAAUAGAAACAAUAUCUCAUGAUGUAUAAUAUUUUAAUUAUUGACCUACAACUGGUUAAGCUAGAAGAACAAACAGAACAGUCACGCUCUUUCUUAACUUAUUAUUAACCCACACCUCUCACCACACCUCUCCCUUCAAAUCCCCCAUCUUCCCUCUCACCCACCUCCCUCCCCCCAUUCCCACCCCAACCACCCCAAAAUCCCCAUCCUUCCCUCCCAUCUCUCAGUCCUACCCCCAAUUCCCUUGAAAUUUCAGUCAGGUUCACUCUACCUCACAGUUGUUCUACACCCGGUGGUAUCCUUCUUAAGCUACUGUUAGGGUAGGAGCCUGGAUUUUAGGGGUUCUUUAGGUCUUGAGGGGCUUAAGGAUUGGGGAGGUGUGAGGAAGGUUUGGGGGAUUGGAGAGGCAGGAAGGAUUAUAGG